This is a messenger RNA of Spinacia oleracea (spinach), 1373 nucleotides long. RefSeq names its product zinc-finger homeodomain protein 1-like. The record is from RefSeq and is a predicted model, not a curated record. The coding region runs from base 188 to 1126 and encodes 312 amino acids. Gene Ontology annotation, cellular component: nucleus. Gene Ontology annotation, biological process: regulation of developmental process; regulation of DNA-templated transcription. Gene Ontology annotation, molecular function: transcription cis-regulatory region binding; DNA-binding transcription factor activity. Lineage: Eukaryota; Viridiplantae; Streptophyta; Magnoliopsida; Caryophyllales; Amaranthaceae. The transcript has a single exon.
AAAAUCUUAAUUACACCCUCCUCUUCUCUUAUCAUUUUCUCUCUCUAACCUUCUCUUCACAUUUCUCCCCUUUUCCCAGCAAAAUCCACAUUUUUUUUCCAAUUAACCCCCAAAAUAACACAAUUAAUUUUCUUCAGUAAUUCUUCAAGUAAAUUUAUUUCCCAUUUUUUUUUAGUAAAUUAUUUUAAUGAUGGAAUUCGAGGAGGAGCACGCGGAGGAGGAAGAAGAGGAGGAGGAAGAGGAAGAAGAAGAAGAAGACACAGAAAUGGCGAUAACUCCAAUUUUCAAGAAGCAACACAACAACCUCCAAAACCACCACCACCACAAUGCCGCCGCCGUGAGGUACAGAGAAUGCUUGAAGAACCACGCCGUAGGAAUCGGUGGUCACGCCGUGGACGGUUGCGGCGAGUUUCUCCCAGCCGGCGACGAAGGCAGCAUCGAUGCACUUCGUUGCGCCGCCUGUAACUGCCACCGCAAUUUCCACCGUAAAGAGUACUCCACCUCCGCCUCCGUCGUUUCUUCUCAACUCGCCCUCUACAACCCUCCUCGUCCCCACCACCCCCACCACCCACACCACCCACACCCUCGCCAACUUUACCAAGUUUACCCUUAUCACCACCAUGUGUCGGCUGGUGGGGGACAUGGACAUCGCCCUUUUGCUUCCCCCUCUCCGACAUCCGCUGGUCCCCUCAACACCAACAACAACCACCACCAAGAGGAGCCUCCUGGUUCUGCUGGUGGGGUUCCUGGUGGUGGUGGUGUCGGAGAUCAGAUGAUGAUGAUGAUGAAUAGCGGCGGCGGCGGAGUUGGCGGUGGUGGUGGGAAUGUAACGGGCGGUGUUGUCGGAGGAGGAGGAACAAUGAGUACGAUGAUGUUGUCGGGGGGAAACAACACGUCAUCAUCUUCAGGGAAGAAGAGAUUUAGGACGAAAUUUACAAAUGAACAAAAGGAUAAGAUGUUGGGUUUAGCAGAACGACUUGGUUGGAGAAUUCAGAAACAAGAUGAAGAAUUAGUGCAUCAAUUCUGUCAUGAAAUGGGGAUCAAAAGAAAUGUACUUAAAGUUUGGAUGCAUAAUAAUAAACUUACUCUUGGUAAGAGAACCCUAAUCACCACUCCUCCUCCUUAAAUUAAUUAAAUUAAUAAACUCUCUUCACUACCCCUACUUAGUGGGGUGAUUAGUAAUGUAUGUAGGGGAUUGUGUUGUAUUGUGUAAUUUUUUUGUGGUUUUAGUGAAUUAAGUAGUGAACACCUUAUUGUUCUCAUUUGAGUAAUUGCUUAGUUUGGUUAGUGUAUGUAUCAUGUAUUUGGGUUGAUGUUAAUCAUCAUUUUGUACUAGAUUCCAUCAUGAAUGAAUGUAUUGAAUUUGGAUCGGA